GGCCUUGCCGGGCGCGCUGCCGGUCAUGUGUCCGUCGGAAGGGCACAGGGGAGGGCUUGGUUACUGGCUUUUGCUGUUGUUCUGGGACCCUUCUCGGCGGAAGCUGCAGCCGGUGGCCAAGCUUCUGGCUGUGUCGUUCUUGCUGUGUGUCUUUGCGUACUGUUUCCCGCUGCUCAGCGCGUGCGGACUGUGUCUGUUUGGGUGUUGGGUAUAUAAGAGCUCUGGGAGGCAGAUAUGGAGGCUAGCUAAGUGGAGGCAGCUCUUAGGCAUAACUGAAGUUCCCGCUAAACGGUUAAAGCACAUUCAGCCCAGAAGGCAGAGAGAGACCGCCGCAUUUAAGUGGAGCCCGGCAGACCUCCUCCUACUCAUGGGGAGUUAUAUGGGAAAGCAAGAGCCCCCGCCAAGGGCGCUGGGCAGAGGGGGCAAGGAGAUCAAGGCGAUGCUGACAAGGCCUAAUCCAGAUGUGGUUACCCCAGCCAGACGCCUCUCCUUCAGGGAGACGCCUGUUGUGACUAACCGUGCCUAUAUGAGCCCACGGCGGCGUUACCCUAUUCACCAGCCGCAGUACAAUAUGGCAGGGUCGCUACCCAUGGUAUGCUUGGAUGGCUAUCAGCGGAAGACCCUGUUGUCCCCAAGAAAUCAUGGCUUUCGCAGCCCUGUCACAGUAAAAAUAGCCCGUCCGGAUGCCAGCACUGCCCACUCUCCUGUCCUCAAUUUACUUUCUCCAAGCCCAGCGUCGCCUUCUACUCAGUGUCCUCCAGAUCCCUGUGCGAAGGAGACCGUGUUGAAUGCCAUAAGAGAAAGCAAGAAGAGGCUAAACAAAGAUGACGACAACACUGUGUUUGGUGGCAUAGUGAACAAGAGGAGGAGACACGGCAGCAGAGGGAGUGGUGCUGGAUUUGAGCCGCUAGUGACCAAUGGACUCCAAUCAUAUCCACUUUCAAAGCCAGACAGUAUGAAGAGAGGGCAAAACAUGCAGGCUGUGGAUGAGACCGCGAGUAAACGUUCCCGCACAUCCUCCAACAGUUCUUUGAGCAACGCCACUAUGAGCGGCGUUCCAAUGUCUGCCCAUAACGCUAUUUCCAGCUCCUACAGCUCCACCAAAGACCUUCUGCAGAAAAGAAAAAGAUCAAUGCUGAAUAACUCUAUAGUUUCAAGCACAGCUUCUUCCAGAUGCCAGACGCCAGAGUGGCCUGUUAAGAAAGCAAAGGGGGACAUGCAUGAAGAUACAAGUCAGUCCACUCCUGUGAAGUCUGAUAGUAGCAAUAACUCAUCUGGACAAGUUUCUGACACGCCCAUCUCCAAAUGGUCCUCUGCUAUAAAUACAACUUCUGAGAGUGGUGGUGUGACUGGCGGCAGGAAAUGCAAACUGUUACCUGUCAGUUCAGGGCGAGGCGAUCAGUAUCAGUUGCUGCCGCCACCUCUUGUAAGAUACAACAUAAAUUCAAAGGAGUUUGAUUCUGAGCGACAGACUGCUAUUCAGAAGUUGAACAAGGCAGUUGAAGAUGAAAUGGAUGGGCCUCCUAGCAGUACGAUGCCGGCAUCUACAGCUUCCUCUGUAUCCUUCACACAACCGACCACACAGAUCACUCCCGGAUUGCAGAGUAUCACUGCCAGCAGCAACUCUCUGCUACAGAUGCCUAAGAUGCAAAGCCAGAGUCCUCCAGCACCUGCAGCAACUGUUACUCUGGAACAGAGUACAAACAAAGCAACUGCCGCUGUUCCAAAUGUUACUCUAACUUUUGGUGUCAAUGCAAGCUCUGCUGCAUCUCAGUUCUCUUUAUCCAAUGCUACACCAAGUAUUUCUGCUCCUCUAAUGUCUACAUCCUGUAGCACCACCUUUCCUCAGCCACUGGGGUUAACUCAAUCCAAACCCCAAUCUCCAAAAAGUGGUCUUCUCCUCCAAAUGCUUACAAAGCCAGAGGAAAAGAGCUCCCAGCCUGCUUUUAAACCUAUCUUUGGUGCACCACCGACUGUUUCAUCCUCUACUGUUCCGCCAGCCACUUCAAGUUCUGAAACUGCUCCGACCUUUAAACCAGUGUUUGGGGAGAGCCUUAACCAGCCUGCUGCUACUUCAGCAGCCAUGUUUAAGCCCAUAUUUGGGGAUUCAAGUAGCAAGCCACCCGCCUCGUCUUCUUUUACUUUACAGACGGUAUCCAGUAAUGCUACCCCAAGCUUUCCCAAUCUCAGCAGCACGGGAGCUGCCACAGGGCUUGCAACAGGUAACUCAUCAAAAUCAAUUGCUGCCCUGCCUGUGUCAACAAGCAAUACAGUUGUCUCCAAUCCAGUUCCCUCAUUCCCGUUUGGUGGACCAUCUCAGAGCCUUCCUACAGCCACAUCCAGCACGUCUUCAGUUUUUGGAGGCAGUAUGGUCAAUGCCCCCCAAACAUCUGCUGCUCAGUUUGUGCAGACUCCUAAUUCACAGGCCAGCACUGGCUUCACCAUGUUUGGCAGUUCAUCAAGCACAUCAACCCAACCCAAGUCAUCCAACAUGUUUGGAUCUGCCACCUCUGCUUUCACUGCCACAUUUGGUUCAAAAACCAACUCUUUCCCUAGUAACAACGGCACUGCUGCCUUUAAUAGUAGUACUGGUGGUGAAUUACAGGCAAACAAAUCUACAGCCAACCCCACCUUUGGAGGAUCAGGUGUUCAAUCUGCUUUUGGAUCCAGCAGUAGUCAAACCACUUUUGGUAGUACCUCACAGCCAGCGUUUGGGACAACAAAUACCACUUUGACUUUUGGAAAUGCUACCCCUGCUUCUACAAAAGCUGCUACAUUCAGCAAUAUGAAUAGUACACAAACAAGCAGUAGCACACCAAAUACUAAUGCGUUUGUGAGUAGUAAUCCUACCCCAUUUGGGUUUGGGAGCACAACAAACAGUGCAGGAUCUUUUGGUGGUGGAGGUCAGAGCAGCACGACUGGUAACAAUGGCUUCAACUUUGGUGCAGCAUCAACAGCGCCUUCUGCAUCAGUUUUUGGAAACACUGCUACAAACCAGAAUAACAUUGCCUCGCCAAACACCACCUUUGCGUUUGGGACCCCUGGUGCAACAGAGCAAAAGAUGCCAUUUGGAACAUCUACUCCAGCAUUUGGCCAGGCUGCUUCUACACCACUUGUACCUUUUGGGUCUCCGGCUCCAGGCUUUCAAAAUGCUAAUCCCUCAUUCAGUCCAGCAACUCCCUCCUUCUCGAUUGGUUCUGGAUCAAAGCCUUCAGCAGUUCGUCAGCGACUUAUGGCACGGCGUCAACAUACACGCAAGAAGUAACAGUGUUACGGUGCUCCUUAUAUUGUUUACGCCUCCCAUUGUUCAGUCGAUAGACAUUCUCGCCAUUCUGCAGCAUCUUCAUUGCAGCCAGCGUGAUCUGUUAGAUUAGCGUGCAAUGCUCCAAGCAGCACAUUGAAUGCUGAAGAUUUAUUGGAUUUUAGACUGC
Molecule: messenger RNA, 3431 nt
Organism: Spea bombifrons (plains spadefoot toad)
Lineage: Eukaryota; Metazoa; Chordata; Amphibia; Anura; Pelobatidae
Gene: POM121
Product: POM121 transmembrane nucleoporin
Exons: 13
Coding region: 26-3265 (1079 amino acids)
Biological process (GO): protein import into nucleus; RNA export from nucleus
Cellular component (GO): nuclear pore
Molecular function (GO): structural constituent of nuclear pore
Source: RefSeq, a predicted model, not a curated record